Molecule: messenger RNA, 3951 nt
Organism: Rhincodon typus (whale shark)
Lineage: Eukaryota; Metazoa; Chordata; Chondrichthyes; Orectolobiformes; Rhincodontidae
Gene: nid1a
Product: nidogen 1a
Exons: 19
Coding region: 98-3595 (1165 amino acids)
Biological process (GO): cell-matrix adhesion
Molecular function (GO): calcium ion binding
Source: RefSeq, a predicted model, not a curated record
GGCGUUGCACUGAUUUACUGGGGCUGGCCUGGAGCUGCUUGCUGAGGGGAGUGGGAGCGGGCAGACAGUGGGUCCUGGAGCGGCCUGGAUUGUGGACAUGUUGCGGAUGGGGAGUGUGUGGUUGCUGGCCCUCCUGCUUCAGGCGGCUGCUGUGAGCGGUCUGUCCUUAGGGGAGCUUUACCCUCAUGGGGAGGGCGCUGGGGACAAGCUGCUGACCCCCGGGGACGAUGUCACUUCGGAGUCGGUCAGUUUGGCCCAAACGCUGCAUCUAUUCGACAGAACUGUUAAAAACCUUUAUGUGAACACAAACGGAAUCAUUACCAUCAGCAAACCUCCGAGAGAAGUGAAUUAUGUCGAUACUUUCCCACUAAGAUUUGGUGCAAUUGCGGCAUUUCUGGCUGAUCUGGACACUUCUGAUGAAGUGGGGAAGAUCUACUACAGGCAGGAUUCGUCACCACAAAUCCUCCACCGUGCUGCACUGAUGAUAAACAAAGGCUUCACUGAACUAAACUUCAAACCAGGCAAUGUUUUCAUUGCCACUUGGACCAAUGUGACUGCUCAUGAGGAGCUCAGACGAGGAGACCAACCACAGAAUAAGAAAAACACCUUCCAAGUGAUAUUGGCUUCUGAUGAAUCCAGCUCCUAUGCUAUUCUGCUGUACCCUGAAGAUGGCUUGCAAUUUUAUGGAACACGUUCCAAAUCGGCGAAUAACAUUGACUUAGAAUUACCAGCUCGAGUAGGCUUCAGCAGAGGGGAAAGCAGUUUCGUGCUAUUUACGCUUGAGGGACCGUCGUAUGCAGUUACAUCGAGCAGCGAACAAUCUGUUAAAAACCUUUACCAAGACAGUAAUGCUGGAGAACAAGGAGUUUGGAUCUUCCAUCUUGGUAGUUCUUCUAACCAGACCGUUUUUCCUGCCAGCGUAAGCAAGUUGCACACCGAUUAUGUUCGGAAUUCUUUUAGUACUGUUCCAACCAUUGACCGUCAGAGGAACUCCAAUGUAGAUAUAACUGAGAAUGGGUCAGACCCAGAAUACAAUCGUUCCGAAGAAGAAGAAAGGAUUGGCAUACCGGAAGAUGCUGGAGUCUACAAGGUAGCUUCAGAACGGAAUGUGGAAGAACCUCACUAUGUGGAGCAGUUUCCGGUUCGCACACAUAUCAAAGUAAAGCCAAUCCAGUUCCAGCAUUCACAGUUUCCCCAGCGGAGAGUUGAACUAUCAGAGACAGAGUUGGAUGUGACUGGAAAUGUUUUCUCCUACAAUACAGAAAGACAGCUCACCUGCGCAAACAGUCGUCAUGUGUGUUCGAUUCAUGGCCAGUGCAGAGACUAUGAGGCAGGUUUUUGCUGUCACUGUAAUCCUGGUUAUUAUGGAAAUGGCAAGCAAUGUGUUGCAGAAGGAUCUCCCCAGCGUGUUAAUGGAAAGGUGAAUGCAAAUAUUUUUGUAGGAACCAACCCAGUACCUAUUCAGUUUGAAAACAUUGACCUGCAUUCAUAUGUGGUGGUAAAUGAUGGGCGAUCAUAUACAGCUAUAAGUCGAAUCCCAACAACCCUAGGCUGGUCUCUCUUGCCACUAUCUUCUGUUGGAAGUAUCAUUGGUUGGAUGUUUGCUCUGGAGCAACCUGGCUAUGAAAAUGGAUUCAGUAUUGUUGGUGGUGAAUUCAGCCGUCAAGCGGAGGUGACCUUUGCACCUGGUAAUGAGAAGCUUACUAUCAAUCAACGUUUCAGUGGAAUUGAUGAGCAUAACCAUCUCACCAUCACCACCUCCCUGGAAGGACGAGUGCCUGAAAUUCCACAAGGGUCAACUGUGCAUAUAGAGCCAUACAAUGAGUUGUAUCACUACUCGAGCUCUGCCGAUUCGAGCUCGGUAAACCAGAACCCAUGCUACACAGGAACUCAUAGAUGUGACACCAAUGCUGCAUGUCGCCCAGAGCAGGGGAAUCGGUUCACUUGUGAAUGUUCUGCAGGUUUUUAUGGAGAUGGCCAGACUUGCUAUGACGUUGAUGAAUGCAGAGAUGAUCCUUCCAUUUGUGGAAAUUAUGCUGUCUGUAACAAUCAGCCAGGAACUUACCGAUGUGAAUGUUUCACAGGUUAUCAGUUUGCAGACGACGGCCGAACCUGUGUGGCUGUUCAGCGUCCUGACAAUCCCUGCCAAACUGAAACCCACAACUGUGACUCACCUGACCGCGCUCGCUGUAUUUACGCUGGUGGCUCAGAUUUCAUGUGUGUCUGCUUACCUGGCUUCUCGGGCGAUGGAAAAUCCUGUGUUGAUAUUGAUGAAUGUCAACCAAACCGAUGCCAUCCAUAUGCUCAAUGCUACAAUACACCUGGAUCGUUCACUUGCCGCUGUUCUCCUGGCUAUCAAGGUGAUGGGUUCCAGUGUACACCUGUAGGCUCAGGGAAAACGCAAUGUGAGCUUCACAGGGACAGUUUUCAGAGUAACUUGCAGCCAAGAAGACCCAGGCCUGCUGGCUUCUACAUCCCUGAGUGUGAUGUUCAUGGGAAUUACUUGCCAGUCCAGUGCCUCUCAAACCAAGAGAGCUGCUGGUGUGUGGACACAAAUGGUAAUGAAAUUGCAGGAACCAUGACUAGCCAUGGAGUGCGACCCCCAUGCCUUGAGACAGUCACUCCUACUGUUAUAGUUGGGCCCACACCUAGACCAGAUGUUAUUCCACUGCCCCCAGGCACACACCUCCUCUAUGCACAAAGUGGAAAAAUAGAUCACAUCCCAGUGGAGGGUUCCAGCCUGAAGAAAAAUGAAGCAAAGACUUUACUUCACAUUCCUGAUAAAGUGGUCAUUGGUGUCGCAUAUGACUGUGUAGAGAAGAUGGUGUACUGGACUGACAUUGCAGGCCGCACUAUCAAUCGAGCCAGCCUCCACGGAGGGGAGCCCUCUACUAUCAUUGGAAUAGAUCUGGAGAGCCCUGAAGGAAUAGCUGUCGAUCAUUUGGGCCGCAACAUCUUCUGGACAGACUCUGGACUGGACAGAAUUGAAGUGGCUAGAAUGGACGGAGACCAGAGGCGGGUGCUCUUUACUGAUGACCUUGUGAACCCAAGAGCAAUUGUUGCAGAUCCUGUCCAUGGUAACCUGUACUGGACAGAUUGGAAUAGAGCUGCUCCCAAAAUUGAGACCUCAUACAUGGAUGGAACUAACAGACGGAUCCUUGUGAAAGACGAUCUUGGCCUUCCUAAUGGAUUGACCUAUGACCCCUAUAGUGCAUUGUUGUGCUGGGCUGAUGCAGGAACUCAAAGGUUGGAGUGCAUGAACCCGAAUCGAACUGGACGCAAAAGAAUACUUGACGGCAUUCAUUAUCCCUUUGGGAUUACAAGUUAUGGAAGGAGUUUGUACUAUACAGACUGGAAAAGAGAAUCUGUCAUAGCUGUAGAUCGUAUCUUUGGUCGAGAGAGUGAUGAGCAACAGCCAUCCAAACAAUCUCGUCUGUAUGGAAUAACCACAGCUUACUCGCAGUGUCCGCCAGGACAGAACCACUGUGCUGUAAAUAAUGGAGGCUGCACCCAUCUAUGUUUGGCUACACCGUUGAGCCGGUCCUGUCGCUGUCCUGAUGCUUCAGUGGGGGUCAGCUGCGUGGAAAGAAACUAAUAACCAAGUAUUUCAGGGAGUUUCCAUUACUAUUUAGAAUGAAGUCUCUUCCUCAAAGUCAAAAUUCUGAUUUGAAAACCCUCUUUAAUUUUUAAAAUAUCAUUUUUUAAACAUUCUUUGUUAUGUUUUUUUAAAAAUUUUUUAUUUGGAUUUUUAUUCACGUUUUUUUAAAAAAUUACAACUGUAAAUAUGUUUUCUUAUGAUUCACUAAAUUGUACUACAAGUGAUGUUUAAUUCUAACUUUAUGGUGCUUUACUGUAAUGUUACUUCACCAUGAAUGAAGCCAACACAUCAGGUAUUAUGAUAUGCUCUGUACAGCUUUUCAUCAUAUAUCAAAUAAAAUAAAACUUUUUAUA